Pseudomyrmex gracilis is the source of this 3018-nucleotide messenger RNA. It is a transcript of the gene Atg4b, whose product is annotated as cysteine protease ATG4D. Gene Ontology annotation, molecular function: protein-phosphatidylethanolamide deconjugating activity. The transcript is spliced from 7 exons. The coding region runs from base 1268 to 2701 and encodes 477 amino acids. Lineage: Eukaryota; Metazoa; Arthropoda; Insecta; Hymenoptera; Formicidae. The record is from RefSeq and is a predicted model, not a curated record.
CACAUCGCUUUGAGUCACGCAGCGGCAUUUCCCAAAAUUACCUUGAAGCAACUUGUAACUCCCGUGUUAACUCGGUUGUUCGAUAAGAUAACGUCUAAAUGCGCUCAUCACGUUCACACGAUAUUUUUAUUUGAUAAGAACGAAGAAACAGAAAAAAAACAAAUUCUGGACGGAGUAAACCAACGGCGGAACAAGAGCAACAAGUAUCGAAGGCAUCAAAAAUUUAUUUCGAAACGCAAACAUAGAAUACCUUUGUAUUAUAGUUGUCAACGUGUUUCUAUCUAACGCUGAAGUGUUUUCGAUCGACGGUUGAAUCGCGCUCCGAUUCAAAUGACGUCACUUUGGUAUAUAUAAAUCGAGCAACGAUCGGUCGAUUUGUCAUCAGUGAAACGUCAUUUACUCGAACGCUUUCGCUGACUCUCAACUCGAUCGAAAGCGCGCGCUAAUAAGUUCCGCGCGUAAAACCCAGUUUACACAAGAACGCGGAGAAAGGGGUUUACACAUUUCUCGAGACCGGCGCAAAGAGAUUGGUCGACUCUUGGUCUCGCUCCGGAUUUUCGCGAUUAUCGCUUUCGUUGCAGACGAGGCCUUGUUAAUUUCCCCCGAGCAUGCGUUCCGUCGUUUUCUGUGCCGCGACAACAUUGCCACGAGUGUGCGACAUAAAAAAAAAAUUGGAUACGCCCUAAGAGCGAGGUGGCAGUUCGCAGUCUACAACGUGUAAAAAAAUCUAUGCUCGUCGCGAGUUUCGCGAUAAUCGGUAAACAGGCGGGCGGAUAAGUCGCGCGGCGCGAUUUUGACAGUUGUCUUGACGCAGACGCGAUCGUUUUUCUCGAUCUUGACACGUACCACACACACGUGGUUAUCCGCCUGUCAAAGCUGUCAGUUUCUAAUUUUCUCUCGCGCGUUUCGAGAUGGAAACGCGACUUGCGUCACGACGCGCGAUCGGGUUGUUCUCUCACCCGAUCUAACGAUACGGAAUUCCCGUGGAAAUCAAUGGCGUAAGCAUUAUCCGUAUGUAUGUACGCGCGUGUUGUAUACGUGUUGUUCGCUCACGCACAAUCGCGAAAAUGUGAGCUUUAUCGUUCGCUCGCGUGUCUUAUCUUCUUGGUUGACAUCGAGGCGAAGAAAAAUAACGUAACAACAUCCGCGUGAAUUUUUCCCUUCACCGUUCUCACGAAUAUACUCUUUUUUUCGCGCCGGGCAUGAACGGACAAGUGCAGCCGUCGCGGGAGAGGUUAGGUAAUUAAACUUGUUUCGAUCCUCGACAAUGGACCUGGCAACAGGCGUUCACUUUUUAGGUUUCAGCUCGUCUGGUCUUGGAUUCUUUUCCGGGAUGGUCGCGACCGACCGUGUACCAAACAUACAACAACCCUUUCAGGACGCGGAGUUAUCGCUAGAUGACUCGACAGUUGCCACGGAGGUCGACAGCAAAGUCAAGACAAAAUUGCUUUCUAUGUGGAACAAUGUUAAAUACGGUCUUUUGUUCACAGGUUGGACCGUAAAAAUGAAGACGAAUUUCUCCAAGGAAUCCCCGGUUUGGUUGUUGGGCCAGUGUUACUUAAAGAAAUCGGAAGAUCCUUUGGAGAGAGCAUCGGAGGCCCUGGAACCGGUCGGAACAGGGAGCCAGGUCUCCCUGGCGAUAGACGCGACCAAUUUCGAGAACACCAUCGAGGAAUUCAAGAGGGACUUUGUGUCGCGUCUCUGGUUGACGUACAGACGGGAAUUCCCGAUUCUGAACGGUUCAACCUUCACCACCGACUGCGGAUGGGGCUGUAUGCUGCGAAGCGGACAGAUGAUGCUGGCGCAGGCGUUGGUCUGUCACUUUCUCGGACGAGAAUGGAGAUGGCGACCCGAGCAACCGAUCGAGACCACCCAACAGCGACUGGACGAGUACAAGCAUCGAAUGAUCAUCAAGUGGUUCGGCGAUCAGCCGACAUUGGAAUCUCCGUUUUCUAUACACAGGCUCGUGUCGCUAGGCGCUUCAACGGGGAAGCGCGCGGGCGACUGGUACGGUCCUUCCUCAGUUGCCCAUCUUCUGUGUCAAGCUGUACAGUGUGCUAGUGAGCAGCCAACUAACAAACUCGACCAGUUGGCGGUGUACGUCGCUCAAGAUUGUGCAGUGUAUCUGCAAGACGUCGAGAACAUCUGCCGCACUCCUGACGGUAAGUGGAAGGCACUGAUAUUGCUGGUGCCUUUGAGACUCGGCGUCGAAAAACUGAAUCCGGUCUACGCGCCGUGCGUGACGUCGCUGCUUACAUUGAGCACGUGCAUCGGUAUGAUCGGCGGCCGACCACGACACUCGCUGUACUUCGUCGGCUACCAGGACGACAAGCUGAUUCAUCUGGAUCCACACUAUUGCCAAGAAACUGUUGACGUGUGGAAGAGGAACUUUUCGUUGACGAGCUUCCAUUGUACGUCUCCAAGGAAGAUGUUGCUCUCGAAAAUGGAUCCCAGUUGUUGCGUAGGCUUCUACUUCCCGAACAAGGAGUCGCUCACCGAUUUCAUGGAGACGAUUCAACAAUUUGUAAUACCGUCAACGACGGACUAUCCGAUGUUCCUGUUCUGCGAAGGAAGUGGCAAGGAUCUUCAGCAAGGCAUCGAGGUCGUUGAAGAUAUCCUGCCGUCCGCGAGUCCCUUUGUCGAUCCAGAGGCGCUGGAAGACGACUUGUACGAGUGCGAGGAGUUCGAGUUACUUCACUAAGGUAAGAACGUCAGGACGAACGUCAGCGCGAUCGCGUUUAACUUGAAGUAUUGUAUAUGUAAAUAUUAUUCCCUCGCAAAACUAUUUCUACGUGUUGUUUACACAAUUCAUUCGUCCAACGCUUCGCCACAGUAGGGAUUUUUUCAUAUACACUUUUUUUUUCCUAUAGCCAAUGUAGGAAAAGAGCGAAAAUAUUAGAAAAUCGCGUCUGAAUGGAAAGAGCGUUGAACUUCCAUGAUUUAGACGCGCAUCUUAAGACAAGGAUCUUUGAGAUACCGACAUAUUGUCGUUAUAAAAGUUAAAAAAAAAAAAAAAAA